AUGGAGCGAAAGCGCAAACUGCCCGCGCGGGCUGCCGCGCGAGGCGAAAAUGCUGCCAAAAAGCGCAAUGUUACACCUCGAGAGCGAUCUGCGACGCCUGCUGCUCCCCCGCCAGCUCCAGAGCCAGAACCAGCUCCGGAACCUGAAGAACCUCCCCCGCCUCCAUUGCCCAAAUCGAUUCAAGCUGGCAAACCUCUCCCAACGGUAGAAGUCGCGCAGCCAGAAGAACUGUCGUCAAAGGAGUAUCAGUCGGUUGGUGAAAGUGGUGUACUUGCCGAAUCACUCUUCCGAUCCCGUCACAAAUGGAUCAGCGAAGGCUUGUUUGCAAAGUAUUGGACGAAACCCCAUAAGCGCAAAGGUGUUCUCAAUGAAGACCCUAAAAACCCGCCCAAGGAUACCAUGUCAAAGGUGGGCACCGUAACGAUUACGAUUGAGCCUCAUAUAAUCGAAGCCACGAUGUACGUGGUGAAGGACCCGAAACCGAAGACUCAGCCCGUACCACAGCAGCAACCACAGCACCGUCCGAUUCUCCAGUAUGGUCCUCCAAAUGGUUCAAUGCCUCCGCCAGUGGCGCCUCCAGCAUCUACAGCUGGCACACCGGCACAGAAUAGGGUGCCGGCAGCGAAAUCUAUACCACAAAGUCCAUCACAGGGCCCAGCUCAAAGUCCGGCUCAGUCAUCUCAAGGCCAGAUUGCUACUUCAACGACAGCCGCGGUGAACACUGCGACACCAUCCCCGAGUCCAAGCUUACAGCCAAGACCACAAGUUGGAGGGCCUGUAGCACCAUCUCCAACACCAUCAAUCUCACAAGCGUCUCCCAACAUUUCCGCCCCAGUGGCACAUAUGUCAGCUUCAGGGCCGACCGUAGCACCAGCAGCAUCCACUAGGCCGAUAACAGCUCCUCUAAUGUCUCCAUCCCCCCGACCGCCUCCAAAUGCUCAUCCGCCUGCGAGUGGCCUCGCCAAACCUGCUCCAGCUCCAAUUCCUGGCUCAGCUCCAGGUGUCCCUGCUUCAGGUGCCGCCCCUGCUGCGAAACCGUCGGCUAACGAUCCUGUGAUUGCUUUAUUGGCACAGAAGGCUUCGGGAGAUGCCGAGCUGCGGGACCUCAUGAAGAGAGUGGCCGUGGGGCAAGCAAAAGAGGGUGAAUUAGCUCACUUUCAGAAGAUCAUAGAUCAACUUAAUGCCGAAUAUCGAAGUAGAGGGGGGCAGCAAGGGCCAUCGGCAGAUCGUCUUCUUGUCGAUGGCCGUACAGUGCAAUAUUUUGCUACGGAAGUCAGGACUAUUCUUGAUAUUGUCUUGGCCUCUAACCCCAACCAGAAGUCUUCCGAGCUGCGGCCACCACAAGGCAGUGAUCCGCUUGUCGUUCUAUUGGUCAAGACUGCCCUAGAGGACCAGAGGACACGGGAUAUGAUUCGAAGGAUUGCGGAAAACCGACCCGGCUUUACUGAUGCUACAGAUCUCAAGGAGAUCUUAGAUCGGCUGCAUCGCGAUAUGAAGACCGCACCGAGAGCUUCUCCUGCUCCUGUACAAAUCCGCCAGCAAACCCCGAACAGCAUACCGAAUGGGCAACAAAAGGCACUCCAUAAUGGACCUCCACCUAACCCACAAGCUCUCAGAUCAAAGGGGCCACCACCUGUGCCCAAACCAGACAUUGCUGCUGUUGUUUUUGACUUUGGAAGCGGUGACCGAUAUCUGUUUCCCAAAUUCAGUAUUUUGGAAUAUCUACCAACUGCGACUGGCCAACAAGUUGUGGCCUCAUUUCUAAUUGUUCGCAAGGGAAGCACAUCUGAAUAUGGAGGCGACCCAAAGCUAGACUACUACCAACCCGUCACGAUACGCCUCUUCACACCAUCUGGUCGCCAUCUAGAGAAUCUCGCACGAGUGGUCGCUCCCCAAGAUGAGGUCAGGCGCUAUAUGGACGAUGUCAUGGAUCAUAUGACCCGCGCCGAAUAUGUUCUCCUGGCAAUGAGGCUCCCAAAAGCCAGUUCGGACGGAGAGAAAGACGGCGCGGCCUCGGAGGAACCCAGGACAAACGGCUCGACACCAAAGCCUGACUCGGCGAUAGAGCCGAAGCCCGCCGCGAAGGUUGGCGUUCUUUGGACGUCCAAAGGCAAUUCUGAAACUCCACCAGUAGAAGGACGGCUGUCAAAGCCAGCUCGAUAUGCUGAGCAGGAGGCUGAAGCUAAGUACCAGCGCUUGAUUAGUCAAGUGUCUGCAAAGGACAACGAGGCCUGA
Fusarium tjaetaba is the source of this 2235-nucleotide messenger RNA. RefSeq lists its product as uncharacterized. The record is from RefSeq and is a predicted model, not a curated record. Gene Ontology annotation, molecular function: ATP-dependent H2AZ histone chaperone activity. NCBI's taxonomy places the organism in Eukaryota, Fungi, Ascomycota, Sordariomycetes, Hypocreales, Nectriaceae. The transcript has 2 exons. Gene Ontology annotation, biological process: chromatin remodeling. Bases 1 to 2235 code for a protein of 744 amino acids. Gene Ontology annotation, cellular component: Swr1 complex.